GUCCUGCUAGCUCUACAUAGAAGCAACGAGGUGCUAAGCGAAUCAGUGAAGAAGCGAGAAUGACGACCCGUAUAGCUCCAGGUGUGGGAGCAAAUCUUCUGGGGCAACACUCAGCGGAGCGCAACCAAGACGCCACCGCCUAUGUCGGCAACCUUGACGUUCAGAUUACUGAAGAGUUGUUAUGGGAGUUGUUUGUUCAAGCAGGUCCAGUAGUCAAUGUUUAUGUCCCCAAGGACAGAGUUACUAAUGCUCAUCAAGGAUACAGUUUUGUGGAAUUCCGAAGUGAAGAAGAUGCUGACUAUGUAAGUGUUGGUUAUAUUUCUUGUUACACUAUUUUUACUUGCUUCAGCAUGGAUUUGAUUUUUGGUAUUCAUUUCUUGUUACACUAUUUUUACUUGCUUCAGCAUGGAUUUGAUUAUUGCAGACAAUUAAUAACUAUUCUUUCUCGUAGCUUCCAAGCCGAACAAAUCUAUGAUCAUAAAAGAUUUAGUACAUAA
Messenger RNA from Lycium barbarum (goji berry), 497 nucleotides. RefSeq lists its product as uncharacterized. The record is from RefSeq and is a predicted model, not a curated record. NCBI's taxonomy places the organism in Eukaryota, Viridiplantae, Streptophyta, Magnoliopsida, Solanales, Solanaceae. The coding region runs from base 60 to 497 and encodes 145 amino acids. Gene Ontology annotation, cellular component: U12-type spliceosomal complex; nucleolus. Gene Ontology annotation, biological process: positive regulation of mRNA splicing, via spliceosome. The transcript is spliced from 4 exons. Gene Ontology annotation, molecular function: RNA binding.